Hippoglossus stenolepis (Pacific halibut) is the source of this 3362-nucleotide messenger RNA. RefSeq names its product neuronal pentraxin-1. The coding region runs from base 645 to 2399 and encodes 584 amino acids. The record is from RefSeq and is a predicted model, not a curated record. The transcript is spliced from 6 exons. Lineage: Eukaryota; Metazoa; Chordata; Actinopteri; Pleuronectiformes; Pleuronectidae.
GCCGUGUGACGUCCGAGCGGAGGAGCCGAGGCCAAUGCUUGUGUCCAGUUUGAUGGAAUAAAAGAGAAGAGGAGGAAAAGGAGGAAGAGGGAAGAAUGUUUGCUGGGUUUGUCAGAAGAAUUAUUGUUUAAUUCAAUUAAGAUCAGAACAAAGAUAGUGGAGCGGUGAGUAAGAUGCAAAGAGGUUAAUGUGAAGACAGGAAAAGAGGUGUGGUCUUCCCUGAAAAGAAACACAACAAAGAGGAAGGAGAGGAGGAGAGGAGGAGAGAGAGAAGCGAGGGGAGGAGAGGAGAGGUAGAGUAAAAGAGGGAGGGAGAGGAGGAGUUGAGUAAAUCUCUCGAUCUGAUCAGUGUGUGAGGUGGACUAACACACAACCUGCACUCAGACUCUAAGGUUUAUUCGGUUCUUAAGUGACGGAGAGAAAAACAGGAAACUCAGAGUUAAAAGAAAAUUCUAACAGAAAAAGAGAAGAUAAAACAGUUGGAUCCAUUCUUCACAGAUGAGUGGAAACUUGGAGAACUUUCUUAUCUUGCUCCCUGAUGUCGCCUUCACAACAACACAGAAGUCAAAACAGUCUUUACUGCAACUGGCAUCGCACGUUUUGAAAUCAAGCCGAGCUCCAUAGUGUUUGUGGCUGAACUGUGGAUGGAGAUGAUGAGGAACUCUCAGUCUUUUCACCUCGACCUUGUUCCCAUUGUGUUUUCUCUACUUUCACUCCUCCUUUGUCGAGCGUCUGCCACUUCAGGCUCGGACCAUGACUACAGAGCCCAGCCCCGCUUUGUUUGCACCCCUCUUCCCGUGGAUGCAGACCCUGCCUGCUUCCCCACAGCGGCUCCAAGCUCAGGUCCAACAGGGCCCAGCGGACCAGGUUAUCAAAAUGCACCUCCUGCUGGAUGGUGGGGGGCGAGCGAGGAGGCCAAAGCCACCAUCCUCCACCUGAGGGAGAGCCUUGUGCGGCAGAAAGAGACCAUCCUGGACCAGAGGGAGACCAUUAGGGAGCUGACGGCCAAGCUCACCCUGUGUGAAGGCUUCGGCCGCGGCGGGGCGCCUCACGACGAGCACCACAGCACAGCCUCGAACUCCCACCACGCAGGGGCGGCCAGCCAUCACACGUCCACUGACCACAGGCACCAUAGCAACCAGCAGGGUCACCAUGGGAACAGCAACCUCAUACCAGACUCGCCCCACCACCCCUCUGUAGGGGGGCAAAGAUCUGAUGGAGGUCACAGCAGCAACAACCAGGGGAAGGAUAAACAUGUGGCACCGGGGGACAUCUCAUCGUCACCAGAGCAGAUGGAGAGGAUGCUGCAGGCGCUGAAGGAGAGGCUGGACAACUUACAGAAGAGGAACACGUCCAUCGCCUACUCCAGCUCCCUGAAGGAGCUGCUGCAGAGGAAGAUCAACACCCUGGAGGAGCAGCUGCACCAUCACACCGCCGCCCUCAACAGCCCCGAGCACCACGACAACCACGAGGAUGGUGACCAUCACGACGACCACAACGACGACCACAACGACGGACACCACGAUGACCACGACGACAGCGGGAACCACGCCGAUCACCACGAUGACAGCCACAAUGAUGACCACCACGACGCAGAUGGUCAUCAUGACGACCAUGAUGAUGGCCGCCACCAUGAUGAUGAUGAUGAUGAAGAUGAUGAUUACCUUCCACACACAGGAUACAGAGCUCCAGGCCCUCGAACUGGUUUCCACUCCAAUAAACUGGAGUCGGUGCUCAACCAGCUGCACUUUACAGGUUCCAGCAAGACGCAAUCCCUGAGUCCUGAUGCCUUCCAGAUCAGCUUCCCCAUGAGAACUAAUUACAUGUACGGGCGGGUGAAGAAGACUCUGCUGCAGGAGAUCUUCGCUCUGACUCUGUGUCUCUGGAUGAAGGCGGGCGCUGGAGCCAGCCUGGGGACGCCCUUCUCUUACUCUGCCCCGGGACAGGCCAACGAACUGGUGCUGAUUGAGUGGGGGGACAACCCCUUAGAGCUGCUGAUCGACGACAAGGCGGUGACGUUGCCCCUGUCUGUGAGUGACGGGAAGUGGCACCAUGUGUGUGUGACCUGGUCGACCCGGGACGGACAGUGGGAGGCCUACCAGGACGGGGUGCAGAGAGGGUCCGGGAUCAAUCUCUCUCCCUGGCGUCCCAUCAGACCUGGAGGGGUCUUCAUCCUUGGACAGGAACAGGACACACUGGGAGGUCGUUUCGACGCCACUCAGUCAUACGUGGGUGAGAUGGCCGACCUCCACAUGUGGUCGAACGUCCUGAGCGCCAGUGACAUCUACAGCCUGGCCUCCUGCGGCAGCUACCUGAGAGGAGAUGUCAUCGCCUGGUCCGACGCUGACGUGGAGCUUCACGGAGGCGUCGCCAGAUACCCCUUUGACCCCUGUCACUGAGCGGCCAAUGGGGGGGGGGGGGCUGAAACAUAAUGAGAAUAACUGAUAUAGAAACAACAGAGAGUGAAGAUGGUGUGUGAAUAAAACAACAGUCCCUUGACAGGAUGAUCCCUCUACUCCUUCACUCUUUGAAUCAUUGCCUUGAUUUUAACUUCAUCAGUGACUCUUUAAUAAAAAAAUUAAAAAAGUAAAAAUAAAAAAACAGACUGAUCUGUGUUGACAGAUGGUGUGUAGGGGCUGUGGUGCUUCUGGAUCUUAGUGACUGACCAUAAUCGAAUGUGUUCAUAAACUAGGGUUGUAUUUUGAACAGAUAAGUGCUGUAUGUGACAUAUUGUCAUGUUGUUAAUAAGACUGUGGGGUCUGUGGUCACGUUCACAGACCUUUCGUGAGUUCUGUGGUGGUGAAGUGAAGAACUGUUUUUCUUGUUAGUAGGAUACUGAUAGAAAUCCUUUUUCUACUCUGGAUUCUCUUUUUUCUAAAAAGGUUUCCACUGACGAUAUACAGCUAAUUUACCAAAGAAACUGUAGAAUUACUGUUUUUAUAAUCUAUAGACUGUUGUUUUUGAGAGAAAUAAUGAGAAGUCAGUCACAUUUUGUGUUUUACAGAAUCUGCUGGUUUUUACAUUUAAUACACGGACUAUAUUUACAUUAUUAAUACAUGGAUUCUUGUCGAUAUUCUAUACCGCAAAAGGGCUUCAUUAAAAAAAUUUAAGUUUCCAAGAUUUUUAAAAACCUUUUAUAUAUUCUACGAUGCUAAACAGAGCACUGACAUUUCUCAUUUUAUCUUGACUUUGAUUUGAACUUGAAAUCUGACUGAUGUGUUUUGUGUAAUAAGGUCAUUGCUCUGUGGCUUUUCUUAAUUUCUGGAAUGAUUUGUUACUGUUCUGUAUAAAAAAAAAACAUUGAUGUUAUUAUGUUACGUUUUUUUCUGUUUUUGUAAAUGUAAAUAAAAGUGUGAAAGAUA